UUGAUUAGCAGCCGUUCAGAGGAAACAGAAACCGAUGAGCUGCUGAGUGAACUUUCAUGGGAUGUUUGACGGAUUUUAAAGCGAUUUGUUCAGAGGUGAACGACUCGUUUGUUCGUGUUUUUAACGUCCCGGUAAACCUGACGAGAUCAAGUUAAACCGAUCAGAGUACAGCUCAGGAGCAGUGAUGGCCUGCGCUCGGGUUCCCCUGGACGAGCAGCAGGUGACGGAGCGUGGAGCUCAGGGGAAGGAGCGCACUCUGCCGGCGCUGCACCCGGACAGGAAGGAGGAGCGCUGCUUCGUGCCUUACAGACCUCCUGCAGGAGGCUCUCCUGCAGAGGUGGAGGAGUUCCUGGAGCUCGCCAGGUUCAUCGUGGAGGAACUGGAGUGGCUGCUGGCGCUGCCCCACGACAGGUUCUGGUGUCAGGUGGUGUUUGACGAGUCCCUGCAGAGGUGCCUGGACUCGUACCUUCGUCACGCCCCUCGAGGCCUGGACCUGGCCGCGCUGCCCGCCUCGCCGGCCGUGGCCGACGUGCAGCGCGCCCUCCACAGGGCGGUCUUCCUCACCUUCCUCCGGAUGGCCACGCACAAAGAGUCUAAGGAGAACUUCUUCACUCCCGCUGUGUUCGGAGAGAUUAUCUACGACAACUUCCUGUUUGACAUUCCCAAACUCCUGGAUCUGUGCGUCCUCUUCGGGAAAGGCAACAACCAGCUGCUGCAUAAAAUGAUCGAAAAUAUUUUUACUCAGCAGCCGGCCUACUUCAGCGACCUGAACGAGACGAUCCCGACCGUGCUGCAGGUGUUUGACGCGAUCCUGGAGAAGUGCGGUCUGCUUUGUGAAGGAGCUGCAGCUACAGAGCCCAUGAAGUUAAACGCCCACAAACAGGCCUCUGCCAUGACCAUGAGUCAGCAGGAACUUGUGGAUAUUAUUUUGUACCUGUGUGACUCGACCACCACUGUCCACGCCUUCCUGGACAUUUUCCCCGCCGCGUGCUCCAGUUUCCAGUCCCUCGGCUUCCUCAGCAGGCUGACCUCGUUCUAUGAGGCUGCGGUCCCUGAGCUGCAGAAGGCCGUGAGGAAGAGGAACUUUGACGAUGAAAGCCUGCAGGAGGACCUGUGGAAACGGCUGAGUCACUGCUGCCGUAAGAUGGUAGAGACGGCUCACCUGCUGCUGCACCACACCUGCCUGCAGCCCAUCCUGGACAGCGAAGAAAACUCUCAAACGUUCGCAGAUGAACUCCUGCAACAUUUUACGUCUUUUUUGCCUGAGAAAAGGUUUGUGGUGGACUACGAUGAGCAGUUUCCCAUCGCAGACGACAUCAGCCUCCUGCAGCAAGCCCUGCCGCUCGUCGAUGAAACCAGGACGUCUUAUUUGCUUCAGGGGGUUGAGGGUGCCUGGGACAGCUUGGGCCGACAGAAACCACAGAGCCUCCUCCAGAAUAACCGCUCCUCCUCCUCCUCACCUCUGUCAGCCAAUCAGGGAGCGGCGAGCGGCUUCGAGCCUCAGGAGGUCAAGGAGCCCAAAGGAGGGCGGAGCCUGAAAGGAGCAGAGGCCGCGGUGGACGUUGCUCAGAGAGGAAACAACGGAGCCGUGUGUUCUGUGAGCGGCCCGGAGCUGGAGUCCCUCUUGUCCUGCAUCAGGGACCUACUUCCUGAUUUGGGCGAAGGCUUCCUGUUGGCAUGCCUGCAGGAGUACGACUACAACUCUGAGCUCGUCAUCAACAACAUCCUGGAGGAUCGGUUAGCCCCCAACCUGGAAAAACUGGACCGAUCCAUGCCCAGGUUGCCCAAGGAGGAGCUUCCAGUCGUCCUGGACAGCCGAUCCAACGUCUUCGAUGACGACGAGUUUGACGUCUUCCGCAGGGACCAGGUGGACAUGUCUCGCAUCUGGAAGGGCAGGAGGAAAGGAGAGAGCACCCGGGACAUGCUGAACGACAAGAAGCACGUGGCCGAGCAGCGAGCUCGUUAUCAGGCCUACGAGACCGUGGUGGACGAGGUCGUCAUGGAGCCCGGGCAGUCCGCCGCCGACUACGACCUGGACGACUACGACGACGACUACGACGACACCUACGACGUGAACCAGGUGGGGGCCAACGAUCUGGAUGGAGACAGUCUGCUGAGCAGAAGGCCUUUCACCAUCCCGCAGGUGCUGAGGAAAGGAACCAAAGCAGAAGAGGAGGCGGAGAGUGAAGAAGACGAAGAGGAAGAGGUUUUACCGAACGUCAACAGAGACCAGUUCGUUCAGGACCCAGCUCUGCUGAGGGAACGGGCCGAAGCCAGGAGAGCCGCCAUGCAGCAGAGGAAAGGCGUUCGACCCGGGCGGUCCAGCGACGUGGUGGGACGACCCAAAGGCCAGGGACAAACCUCAGAGACGGCGGCGGACAGACGCAAGAAGGAGUCCAACAAGAGCCGCGUGGCCAAUCACAACCGGCGCUCCAUGGCCGACCGCAAGAGGAACAAAGGCAUGAUCCCGUCCUGACGGCCCGGCAGGAGGGUCCGAUCAGAACAAACUAAUGAUUUUCUUUAAGUAGCUGAUUAAAGAGCAGGAGUCAAAAACUGACCACAAAAAAAAGACUUUUUAUUUUUAUGAUUGUUAAAUUUGUUUCACGUCAGGGGAAAAGAAGGAAGUGACGUCCUGCAGCUUCCUGUUCAAACCGAACAGAACCUUUAGGAACGACUCAGAACACAAACUGUUUUCUACAAAAAAAAAAAACAACUUUCAGAGCUUUUUCUAACUGAUCGUUUUUGGAGAUUAAACAGCAGAAACAUCCUAAAAUAAAAAAUUUAACGUUUUCAGUCACAA
This is a messenger RNA of Austrofundulus limnaeus, 2800 nucleotides long. It is a transcript of the gene ascc2, whose product is annotated as activating signal cointegrator 1 complex subunit 2. Gene Ontology annotation, molecular function: ubiquitin binding. NCBI's taxonomy places the organism in Eukaryota, Metazoa, Chordata, Actinopteri, Cyprinodontiformes, Rivulidae. The record is from RefSeq and is a predicted model, not a curated record. Gene Ontology annotation, biological process: regulation of DNA-templated transcription.